UAUAUUUUCCUCCCCUUAGCAAUUUGGUGGAAUAUGAAAAUCACUGCAACAAUAUUGAAAACUUCAGUGAUAGCUCUGAUGUCAUGUACAUCAUGGGAGAUUACAACCUGCCCCAUCUUCAGAUGUUGGAUGAAACCAACCUCCAUGAUAAUGGUAUUGGUAGACGGAAUGCCUCCGGAUAUAUCACAUAUAAAGAAUUAAAAAAUAAUCCUAUCGCAGAUUAUUUACUUAAAGACCUCAAAUCUAAGAAACUACCAUUGCUGGAUACUCAAAAAUCACAUUUUAAAAACAACAACGCUCACUCGAUCACCCACAAAACAACUAUAAUCUGUGACAUAAGUUACACUGGACUCAGUCACUUGUGA
Molecule: messenger RNA, 365 nt
Organism: Acanthoscelides obtectus
Lineage: Eukaryota; Metazoa; Arthropoda; Insecta; Coleoptera; Chrysomelidae
Source: the annotation of a GenBank genome assembly